GCUGUUGUACUGGGGGAAAGUUAAACUUCUUUUAUUUCCAGAUCUUCCUGAGCUGUUAUAGUAUUUAUUCAUCAGUGAUAGUAGAGAAAGUACUCAUUUCUGGCAAAGAAUUUGAAGCUAUAAUAAUGUACUUUCUCUUACAUCACUGGAAACUACUGAGACCCCCUAUUGACAAAAUAAUGGCAGUGUAUAUUCUUUCCAUAUCAAGAGAGUACUAUGCCACAAUGAUGGAUCAUUACUGCCAGAAGAUGGGGAGAGGUCCAAGUUUGCACAAAUAUAUGUAAAUGAUUCAUGAGACCUGGAUACCCAAGUUUCCCACUUAAUGAAUGUUUUUC
Molecule: messenger RNA, 335 nt
Organism: Choiromyces venosus 120613-1
Lineage: Eukaryota; Fungi; Ascomycota; Pezizomycetes; Pezizales; Tuberaceae
Source: the annotation of a GenBank genome assembly